CCCGGCGGCGCGACCUCAGCCAGGUAGAGCGAGCUUGGGAGCCUCAUGCGCGCUGCUGUCGGGCGGGCGUGAGCGAGGCGAGGCUCCAUUCCGUGCGUCCUGCCGCUUUCGCGCCGAGGCGCGCCUUCCGCAUGGCUACGCGGGUGCUGAGCAUGAGCGCCCGCCUGGGGCCCGAGGAGCCCGUCUUCGCCCAGCUCAAGCCCGUGCUGGGCGGCCGGGAAGCCGCGCAGUUCCCGGGGCAGGGUCCCGAGGAGAUCAAGCAGCAGCAGCAAGCGGGCGCAGCAGCAGCCAGGAUCCCCAGCGAGGAGAUGGCGCAGGCCCGAUGCGAAAUGGAGAAAUAUCUGACACCUCAGCUCCCUCCUGCCCCGGUUCUCCCUGAGCAUAAAAAGUACCGCCGAGAGAGUGCCUCCGUGGUUGACCAGUUCUUCACCAACAGUGAAGGGGUGCCUUACAGCGUCAACAUGAACAUCUACCUUCCUGAUAUCACACAGCUGAGAACGGGCUUGUACAAAUCGCAGAGGCCACCGGUCACCCACAUCAAGACGGAGCCCGUGACAGCCUUCAGCCACCAGAGCGAAACUGUGGCUCCCGUCCCCAACCCCACCCAGGCGCUCCCCGAGUUCACGAGCAUCUUCAGCCCCCACCAGACACCCGACGUGAACAACCUCUUCAUCAAGCAGGAGCUUCCCACCCCAGAUAUCCACGUCUCUGUGCCCCAACAAGGUCAGCUGUAUCAGCUCCUGAGCUCUCCCGAUUUAGACAUGCCCAACCCGACUACGCAAGCGGCGGUGAUGGACUCCUUCAGUAAUGUCUCCAUGUCCUCUGCCAUGGCGGGCCUUAACACCCUGUCCUCCGCCAUGCCGCAGACGACCAUGAAGCAGUUUCACGCGAUGCCCCCUUGCACAUACACCAUGCCAAACCAGUUUCUCCAGCAACAAGCCACUUACUUCCCGCCUUCGCCCCCAAGCUCGGAGCCUGGCAGCCCAGACAGGCAAGCGGAAAUGCUGCAGAAUUUGACCCCUCCUCCGUCUUACGCUGCUACGAUUGCCUCCAAGAUGGCAAUCCACAAUCCCAGUGUGCCUGCAAACAUCCCCAUGAAUUCGCCAGCCAUCCCAGCGCCCAGGUACAACAGGAGGAGUAACCCAGACUUGGAGAAGAGGCGUAUUCAUUACUGUGAUUAUCCUGGUUGCACUAAAGUCUAUACGAAGUCUUCCCACUUAAAAGCGCACCUGCGAACUCAUACUGGAGAGAAGCCAUACAAAUGCACAUGGGAAGGAUGUGACUGGAGAUUUGCGCGCUCCGACGAGUUGACCCGCCACUACAGAAAGCACACUGGGGCCAAACCUUUCCAGUGUGCCGUGUGCAGUCGCAGCUUUUCUCGGUCUGACCACUUGGCUCUGCACAUGAAGAGACAUCAGAACUAGGCUGGACUUUUCCAUGAUGCUCUUGGUAUCUAUGCAACUUCCUAGUGACUCGGUUAAAGUAUAUAUACACGUUCAGUUAGAAUUAGCUUAAGUGUUUUGACUGCAUAUGAACUGCUCUCCAUUUUUAAAAGAGGAAAAAUUGUGAAAGAAACUGGAAGUGUAUAUUUUGUAUAUUUAUGAGGAAACAGGGAAGACACUGUGUCACAAUACUGAUGGUUUCACCAUGUUACGGCCACGUGACCUACUCUUCACGCAUUUGACUUCAGCCCCUCACAGAUGUCAUCUCAGGGCUCCCUACCAUGGUAUAUAUUUUGCAGAUAGGAUUAAUCGGUUUCAUAUAUGCAUAGGCAAAAUCAUUUUGCCAGAACAGGUUGUACAAGCGUGUGGUUUCUGUGCAGUCAUGGGAGCCAUUUCCCAGAUUUUGGCUAAACACAUGUGUCGGGAAGCCAGGGUUUUGCUGUUCCCUGUUUUACCACAUGGCGACUAAUGUUCAUACAUCACAGUAAGCCGUGAACAAGCAAUGUGGCCAUGUCUGCUUCCCAGCUACUGCUGCUUCACUACUCCGCUUGCGUGAGCAGAAGAAACAAACCGCAAACCAUGGCUUAGCGUGUUUUCCAAACCCAGAACCGUGGUUUGUUCCUGCAAACCAUGGUCCCAGCUUCAGGUGGCACAGUAAGCAAGGUUUGUGUUGUUCCCACAUGCGCCAGUUGAGGAGUGGUCAACAAACACACACGGCGACUCUGCUCAUUCAUGAUAAGCUGUGAUUUAUGGCUUACUGUGAAGUACAAAGACAGCUAAUGCAGUCUGGCAAGCUCUUCUUGUCUGUGGAUGUAAACAAGUGUCUAUGGAUGUAUCUGCACCACAGGUAUUUAAUGCCCAUAACCUUUUUCCUGGGGACCCUUGGGGGACUGUUUUGUGAUGGGGAAUCUGUGACAGAUCAGACUAUUCCUUGCAGGAAAGCAAUGACAGUUAAUUGGUAUGGAGCUGAUUAAAGUAUGUUGCAUAGCAAUGCCCCAGCUCACAUCUGCAAAAUAUAACAUGACGAGGUGUCCCUAAAUGUAAGUAUUAUGUCUCAAAAGCUCUGGAAUCUAUGUUUUUGGGGCCUUGACCAAGACACUCUUGCUCUGGUAAGCAGUGUUUAGGAAAACUAAUUUAAUUUACAGCUAAGUGAAUCUAAGAGGACAAGCCACCAUUUAUUUUCUGUCAGAAUUUUACUGGAUGUUUUAUUACUUGUUAUAUUUUAUAAAAAAGUUUUUUUCUGUGGAGAUGAAAUAUAUAUAUAUAUAUAUACAAAUUCAUAAACAGCCAUAGAACAAAAUGUUCUGUAAGUUGCAUGUUUGCUAUGACAAAGAUUUUGUAAAUAUGCAGAUCAGCUUAUAAUGUUUUCUUACAAAAGGAUUUUCUAGAAAUCAGCUGGGAAAAGUAGCAACCAUCUUACUUCGGACAGUUUUAAUAUGGCACAUUUAAAAAUUGAACCAUCUUUUUUAAAUACCUCUCAAAAAAGUUAGCCGCCUUGGUUUCACAUAAUGAGCUAGCCAUCCAAUCGCUUUUGUUAUUGUUCACACAGAUGUGAUGCACUGAGAAUUCAAAACAGAUCACGCUUCCUCCCCUAAAAUGUUUUACAAGUACAAAAUAUUUGCAAAAUAUGAACUGUUAAGCAACUGCCAGGAGCUUAAAUAACAAGGGUGGAUCUGAUACAUAAUGUUAAACCUCUUACUAUAAGCUAAACUUAAUAUUGCUUUAAAAAGAAGGAUUUAGAAUGUGGGUUUAGAAUAUCAAAACACUAAGCUGGUUCAACACCAGUACAAUCUAAUUCUGUGUGGAUUUUUUUUUUGCCCCCGAUUCAACUGUAUUGAGUGUGCAUGUAGCCCUUUCAAACAAGCUGCAUUGAGAAUGGAAAGGGGUCUGUGGGAAUCUGAUGUUGGCGUGGUUUGUAGCCUGUUUGAUCUAUAUGUCCAGGCCCAGCUCAGGUUCUGGUAUCAAAUGCACACCACCUGUUUGUGUGUGGCAUUCCCGGUGCAGCUAGUGAUAAUGUGUACUGAAACUUUCUGUGUAUUUGUCUAUGUAAUAUGGAUCUGGGGGACGGCAGCGGCUGGGACACGACUUGUCGCUUUCGCAAAGGCAAAGGAUACUGCAGUUUCUCCUCCCCCAAAGUUGGCUAGUUAAAAUGUAAACGAUGCUGUAAUCCCACCCCGAAAAACAAGCACCCCUUUCUUAUUAAAGCAUAAACACAUUUUGCAAAAUUGGAGUUCUAACAUUGAGAGGGAAUGUUCUCUGCUGCUGGAAUCUAGCUCAAUAUACCAUAGCUGAGGACAGGAUGAGAGUGGAGGUGGCAGCGUUCCUGCUCGUACUCAAACCUCAUCCCAUUUUAAAUUGAGGGGAAGGAACUAUCAGUCGGAGUGCUGUUGCCUAGAGCAAAAAAUCCGUGUUUUGUGGCCCUUUGAGCGACGGGCCCCCACUGCUGAAAUUCCCUUUUCUGCCUAGCAUCUCACCACACCAAUGCUCCACCAUCUUACCACCUAGAUCAGAAUGACAAGGAAGGCAAGACGAGUUGAACCACAAAAGAGGGUGAAUUUUGAAUGUUGGAACCGAACAGGAAAAAGAAAGUCUGGUGUGUUAACUUUCAGCAGUGUUCUGUCUUCAAGAGUAAUGGUUCUGUCCAUUCUCAUGGGUUUCAGAAAAUGAUCUGUGACUAGUUCCACUUAAAAAAUAAUGAUCAAGUGGUGCCCUUUCAAACUUAAUUUUAAUUCAACAUAAAAUUUCACUGGUUAAUCUGUUUCAGAGGCAGUAAUGGAAAUAGUACUAGCAAGCAGCACAAGACAGAUACACAAGAGUAAACUGUGCACAAGCAGUUUGCCCAUGGAACAAUUCUGUGCAUGUUGGCUUGCAAAUAAGUCCCACUCUGUUUAUUUACUUCUUACACCUUAGCUUUGAAGACUGCUGCCUCAGGCAUUAUAAUGGGUUGAAUCCUGACAAAAGCUGAGCACUUCCAGGUCUAAUUGGCUUCAGUGGGACAAAGUAAUGUGUGCUCUUAACAGUGCUUAUGUAUAGUUACUUGGAAGUAGGUUCUAUUACAUUCUGUGGGGCUUACUCCCAAGUGAAUGUAGUUGCAGCUGAAGUCUCUUCCUGGAAUCUGAGACCUAAAAUCUUUACUAGAUUGUAGCUGAGAUUGCUAUUCAGGUCCUCGUUUACAUAGACAAAUCCUGUAUGAAUUCUUGCUGUGCCACCUCUUGCUCAGGAGAAAGGGCAGGAUAUAAACCAGGCACAGGCAAACUCAGCCCUCCAGAUGUUUUGGGACUACAACUCCCACCAUCCCUAGCUAACAGGACCCAGUGGUCAGGGAUGAUGGGAAUGGUAGUCUCAAAACAUCUGGAGGGCCGAGUCUGGCUAUGUCUGAUAUAAACUGAGUAAAUCAUAAUAUACACCAGAACUUACUGUUAUUAAUAUGGCCACUCUAGUCUCUUUAGGAAGGGCAAAUCUCUCUCAUGGGCUUUCCAUCUUCCCUAACCCCACCUGUCAACAGGUUGGCCUAUUCAGUGCAUAGUCCUGUUUGACCAACCUAUAUUCCUGGUGGACAUCUUAGGCAACACUUUUGAAAGAAGCAGUACUUGGGAGUGCUUUCUUAAAACAGGAGAAUGUGUUAAAUUAUUUCCCUUGGAGACGCGCUGUUGGAACAUUUCUUUUUCUUGUUCAGUUCCAUCAGUUCUCCACUUGACACCAGAUUGAGGUUCACUGCUAAGUUGUGCAGAUGUAGCACGGCCAGCUUGGGUGUUGGAGAGUAUGCUUGGCAGAAUCUGAGCCACUUGUGUUUUGGCAGGAACGUUGAAGACCUUCGUGAAGACUGGGUUAAGGUCUUAAAAGAGUAAAAAUAAGUGUAAAAGGGGAGAGAUGUGGACCUCAGCAAUCAGGGAACCUUUGCCACAUUGACUUCUCUGCUGAAGAAGCCCUGCCUCUUCCGUUGCAGAGCCUGGGGCAUGGUUUAGGGAUCAUAGCCAAUUUACAUGGAGUGUUGUCCUGGCCUCUUGGUUGCUCAAGUGAAUUCUGAAUGCCCUGAAGCACAGCCAAUACUCCUUGUGUUUCCCAAGGGAAGAUUAGUAAUGAUCAGAUGAGCUGCCUUCUAAGAAAGCUUGUUGACCACGACAAAUCUUCACCCUGAUUGAGUCCCUGAUACACUUCCAGGUUUCCCCAGAAAACCACAAAUUAUUCCGAGCCUUAUCCUUCAUUGCCAACCAGGUCCUUAAUGCUGGACUCCGAGCAACAGAGGAGGAGAUUAAGUUGUAGGAUAGGGUCAGAUUGCACCAUAAGUAAUUCAGUUACAUGGGGAGGUGAUUUGCGAGGCAAGCUUUCCUUUGCAGCAGAGUUCUGAGCCUUUCCCCCUUCCUAACAGCUAAUUAACAAGCUGCUUUAGAAACUCCGGUUUGUUUUUAAUAAGUUUUUAGCCUAUUUCCUUGUUCUUUCCCAUUGUGCAUGUCUUGGAGCCCAAGAUCCGAGGGUAGAGGGUUCUGAAGUUGUGCACAGCGCUGCCUUUGGCACGAGGUGAGACACCCCACCGUGGGCUCAGAAGCCCUUGCCUGGGCUUUUGGGGCUUCUCUGCAUCACAGCCACUGAGCUGCAAUGCCAUGCUGUCAACCAAAGGGUAGAAACUAAAGUUAACUAAUCAACAUGCCAAAAAAGGGGGGGAGGGGAGAAAGGCCUCGAAGCAGAACUUUGUUCAGACUAUUGUUUGCGUCUUUUAUUUAUUUUUGUGGUAUAUGGUAGAGAUUUUUUUUUUUUUAGAAAAUUUUCCACAAACUUGAUAAAUUAAAGUUGUUUAUAGCUUUUUUCUAAAAAAAAAAAGCAUUGCUCUUAAUUGUAAAUAGAUGAUGGGAAAAGAUGUACAUAUUUUUUUUGUAAGGCUUCAGAUGUUUAAUCCUGGAAAAGAAAAACACAAGCAUAUUGUUUUGCUGCUCUUCCCCUGCUACUCUGCCCCACUCCCUGUCCUUAUUUUUGUAUGGCGAUAUAUCCUAUGCAAAUGAUCAAGCAAACAGCUGUAUCGUUACUGAAAGAGAAUGAGAUGCUUUAUAUAUAUAUAUAUAUAUAUGACCCCCUCUUUUUUUUGAAAAUAAAAAGUGCCUAAAAGCA
This is a messenger RNA of Podarcis muralis (Common wall lizard), 6545 nucleotides long. It is a transcript of the gene KLF5, whose product is annotated as KLF transcription factor 5. Gene Ontology annotation, molecular function: DNA-binding transcription factor activity, RNA polymerase II-specific; RNA polymerase II cis-regulatory region sequence-specific DNA binding. NCBI's taxonomy places the organism in Eukaryota, Metazoa, Chordata, Lepidosauria, Squamata, Lacertidae. The record is from RefSeq and is a predicted model, not a curated record. Gene Ontology annotation, biological process: regulation of transcription by RNA polymerase II.